Messenger RNA from Lathyrus oleraceus (garden pea), 1269 nucleotides. RefSeq names its product proline-rich receptor-like protein kinase PERK10. The coding region runs from base 1 to 1269 and encodes 422 amino acids. Lineage: Eukaryota; Viridiplantae; Streptophyta; Magnoliopsida; Fabales; Fabaceae. The transcript is spliced from 2 exons. The record is from RefSeq and is a predicted model, not a curated record.
AUGAAGAGACACCGGGAGGCAUCUAGGAAGUCAAAGAAGGCAAAGCUGGGAGAAACUUCUAGGUCAAGACCUCCAGUCCCUCUAGCUGAUUCUCCAAGUAAUUCUUUGCCUCCUUCUCGCUCUAUUAAAUUAAAGCCUAUUGCUUCUUCUCUUCCCCAAACCACUCCCAUCUACACCCAAUCAGAAACACCUCCCUCCACCACCAGACCCUCUAACCUACCAUCUCUUAAAUUCAAUCUCGCAACCACUACCCUACCCAUUUCUGAAGCAGAAAUGUUGAACGAAACCACCUCACCAUCAUCUUCCUUACCUUCAUCCCCACCAUACUACAUUCUCUCAUCAGACAACGAACCCUCUGACCCCCAAUCCCUCACACUAGCUCAACUUCAAGCACAUGCUCUGACCUCACAACAACCACCACAACCUGAACCUGAAGUCACCUCUCCAUUCUCUGAACAACACAAUCCACCUCCAUCGGACCAACCUCAAACACCACCCCAUGAACAACAAACAAAUCCACCAUCUGAACAACCACAAACACCACCUCCUGAACAACCAACAACUGCACCCUCUGAACUUCCACCCAGUCCACCACCUGAACAAGCAACAUUACCUCCCUCUGAUAUUCCCCCACUACCAACCUCUGAAGACAUCAUCCCUACUCAAACUCCCGCUGACACCAAUCCAACACCACCAUCCUCCCCAUCCUCCAACCCUGAACCAAAAACUGCCUUCCCCACAUUAGAAGAAGCAAUAACUUUAUUUGCGGAGUCUUCAGUGGAGAAGAUCAAGUCUCUGUCUGUCAACUUUGGCAUUAGUGAUGAUCCCUCUAUAGUAAGGAUCCACUGGAACAGGGUGAUCAUAUGGAUGACCUCUGAAGCCUUCAAACUGAAAGUCCUCUCUGAACAUGUCCGCAACGACUUUGUCAGAGAUGCUGGAGUAAGGCUACAGACUCGUUUAGUCAGAGAGGCUGAGGAAAAGGCCAGGAAGAAAGCAGAAGAGAAAACUCGUCUGGCCGAGGAGAAACGAAUAAGAGAAGCUGAAGAGAAGGCUGCUACUGAAGUUGCUGCUGCGGCUAUUGCUGAAGCUAAGGCAAAAGCAAAAGUUGAAGCUGAGGAGGCAGAACAUAUUGCUGUAGAGGAAGCUGCAAAGGCCAGUCCUGAUGCUCUGAAUCAGGGGGAGCAAUUUAACUCUGGUUUUGCCCCUCUGGUCCUGAAAACUCUAGAGGAACUGCAAAAGGAACAACAAGUUUUUUUCCCUUAUAUAUGA